ACAGCCUCCCCUAUCACUUAAGCUGGGUACUUGAAAUGCACCCUUCAUGUGGGCUGAAUAUACCCUUCUCUUGUAGUUGAGCCUUGAUUUCUGUUGGCAGAUCAACGGGAAGUAUUUACCCAGGCCAGUCAGCUGCAAAGACUGGCUGUAACCACUGAUCACCAACGUCUGUCUUCUGUGGUUCAAGGUCAGGGUGGUGGUGCUCCACUGUGGUCUAUAGCUGUCUACUGGGUACACAAGCUCCGGAGUUUUCCAGGUGGUAUAGGCCAAGGUCAGCCCACACCUGUGUUUUGCUUGGGGCCACCCUGACUGGCCUAUAAAGCAAUCUGACAAGGCUCUUAACUUGUGCUUGGCUUGGAGAUUCUCAGGCAAAGCCAAGCUGUGAAUCUAGGCUGGCUGCUGCUAGUGCUGAGCCUGGGGCCACUUAGCAAGUGGUGUGGGCACAGGGGGUUCACUGAGGUUGGCUGUUGCUUGUUUGAUAGGAUAUAGGAAGUUUUGAAGCAUGAGUAAAGACCACCCAUUCAUAUAGAAAAGGCUCUGUUAACAGCUUGGAUGGGCUAGUGAGUUGGGUGGGAUGGAAUCUCAGGGGAUCUCCGGGGUGGGACAAACAGUGUUAGCCAGGUUGAUGGAGUCUGAGAUAUAGCACCUGCCUGCCAGCUCUGAGACUCUGUGGGGAAGGGUUCAGAAAAGGGACAAUGGCCUCUGCCCGCCAUUCAGUCUCAGGGAAAGUUGUCCCUAAGCUGUCACCUUGACGCUAGAUACUUCAGUUCCUCCCUGAAUGCCACUGGUAUCUUUCAAGCCGCUACCCUGGUGAUGGAGCUCGGAGGAACUGAGUCUGAGCCCGAUGAGAGAAAGGGAAAGUUAAGGAUGCUGGAGCAGAACAAUGGAUUUCUCUUUCUCUUUCAUGCAAGGGAUCAUGGGAAACACAAUUCAGCAACCACCUCAACUCAUUGACUCCGCCAACAUCCGCCAGGAGGAUGCCUUUGAUAACAACAGUGACAUUGUCGAAGAUGGUGGCCAUACACCAUAUGAAGCUACCUUGCAGCAAGGCUUUCAGUACCCAUCUACAACAGAAGAUCUUCCUCCACUCACAAAUGGCUACCCACCAUCAAUCAGCAUGUAUGAAACUCAAACCAAAUACCAGUCCUAUAAUCAGUAUCCCAAUGGAUCGGCCAAUGGUUAUGGUGCAGUUAGAAACUUUAACCCCCCUGACUAUUACCAUUCAGAAAUUUCAAACACAAGACCACAUGAAAUUCUGGAAAAACCUUCUCCUCCACAGCUCCCACCUCCUCCUUCAGUACCACAGACUGUGAUUCCAAAGAAGACUGGCUCACCUGAAAUUAAACUAAAAAUAACCAAAACUAUCCAGAAUGGCAGGGAAUUGUUUGAGUCUUCCCUUUGUGGAGACCUUUUAAAUGAAGUCCAGGCAAGUGAGCACACAAAGUCAAAGCAUGAAAGCAGAAAGGAAAAGAGGAAAAAAAGCAACAAGCAUGACUCAUCUAGAUCCGAAGAGCGCAAGUCACACAAAAUCCCCAAAUUAGAACCAGAGGAACAAAGUAGACCAAAUGAGAGAGUUGACCCUGUUUCCGAAAAACCAAGAGAAGAUCCAGUACUAAAAGAGGAAACCCUGGCGCAACCGAUAGUACCUUCUGUUCCAACAGUGGAAGUGUCCGCUGGUGUUAAGUUCCAGGUUGGCGAUCUGGUUUGGUCAAAGGUGGGAACCUAUCCUUGGUGGCCUUGUAUGGUUUCAAGCGAUCCCCAGCUCGAGGUUCAUACCAAAAUUAACACAAGAGGUGCCCGGGAAUAUCACGUCCAGUUUUUUAGCAACCAACCAGAGAGGGCAUGGGUUCAUGAAAAACGGGUGCGAGAGUACAAAGGUCAUAAACAGUAUGAGGAAUUACUGGCUGAGGCAACCAAACAAGCCAGCAACCACUCUGAGAAACAAAAGAUUCGGAAACCCCGGCCACAGAGAGAACGCGCUCAGUGGGAUAUUGGCAUUGCCCAUGCAGAGAAAGCGUUGAAAAUGACCCGAGAGGAAAGAAUAGAACAGUAUACUUUUAUCUAUAUUGAUAAACAGCCUGAGGAGGCUUUGCCGCAAGCAAAAAAGAAUGUUGCCUCCAAAGCUGAAGUUAAAAAAACCCGGAGACCAAGAUCAGUGCUGAAUACUCAGCCAGAACAGACCAAUGCGAGUGAGGUGGCCUCCUCACUUUCAAUUACUGAGGUUCGGAGACAGAGCCAGAGGCGGCACACGAGUGUGGAAGAGGAAGAACCACCUCCUGUUAAAAUAGCCUGGAAAACAGCAGCAGCAAGGAAGUCUUUACCAGCUUCUAUUACAAUGCACAAAGGGAGCUUGGAUUUACAGAAGUGUAACAUGUCUCCAGUUGUGAAAAUAGAACAAGUGUUUGCUCUUCAGAAUGCUACAGGAGAUGGGAAAUUUAUCGAUCAAUUUGUUUAUUCAACGAAGGGAAUCGGUAACAAAACGGAAAUAAGUGUCAGGGGACAAGACAGACUUAUAAUUUCUACACCAAACCAGAGAAAUGAAAAGGCAACUCAGAAUGUGUCGUCUCCUGAAGCAACACCUGGUUCUGCAGGCUCAGUAGAAAAGAAGCAGCAGAGAAGAUCAAUUAGAACUCGUUCUGAAUCAGAGAAAUCCACUGAAGUUGUGCCAAAGAAGAAGAUCAAAAAGGAGCAGGUUGAAGCAGUUCCUCAGGCUACAGUGAAGACUGGAUUACAGAAAGGUGCCAGCGAGAUUUCAGAUUCCUGUAAACCUCUAAAGAAAAGGAGUCGCGCCUCCACUGAUGUAGAAAUGACUAGUUCAGCAUACAGAGACACAUCUGACUCCGAUUCUAGAGGCCUGAGUGACGUGCAGGUAGGCUUUGGGAAGCAAGUAGAUAGCCCUUCAGCUGCUGCAGAUGUGGAUGCUUCUGAUGUGCAGUCCAUGGACUCAAGUUUGUCAAGAAGAGGCGUCGGGACGAGUAAGAAGGACACUGUGUGUCAGAUCUGCGAGAGCCCUGCUGACUGCCUGGUUCCCUGCGAGGGAGAGUGCUACACAUACUUCCACCUGGAGUGCCUGGGGUCGCCAUCGCUCCCUGACGGGAAGUUCGUCUGCCCAGAAUGUAGAACCGGACGGCACCCAUGUUUUUCAUGUAAGGUGUCUGGUGCCGAAGUGAAGCGUUGCUCUGUUGGUGCUUGUGGGAAAUUUUACCACGAAGCCUGUGUCCGCAAGUUCCCCACUGCCGUCUUUGAGUCAAAAGGAUUCCGCUGUCCCCAGCACUGCUGCUCCGCCUGCUCGAUGGAGAAGGACAUGCACAAAGCAAGUAAAGGUCGCAUGAUGCGCUGUUUGAGAUGUCCAGUAGCCUAUCACUCCGGAGAUGCUUGCGUUGCUGCUGGAAGCAUAUUUGUGUCCUCCUACAUUCUCAUCUGUAGUAAUCAUUCCAAACGUAGCAGUAAUUCAUCCUCUGCUGUAAAUGUAGGCUUUUGUUUCGUUUGUGCAAGAGGGCUGAUAGUUCAGGACCAUUCAGACCCCAUGUUCAGUUCAUAUGCCUAUAAGUCCCACUACCUACUGAAUGAAUCAAAUCGUGCAGAGUUGAUGAAAUUACCUAUGAUUCCUUCUUCGUCAGCUUCCAAAAAGAAAUGUGAGAAAGUUAUUAAGGCUGUUUAUUUGUUUCAAGGUGGAAGAUUGCUCUGCUGUGAAUCGUGCCCAGCUUCCUUCCACCCGGAAUGCCUGAGCAUAGACAUGCCAGAAGGCUGCUGGAGUUGCAACGACUGUAAAGCCGGCAAGAAACUACGUUACAAGCAGAUUGUUUGGGUCAAAUUGGGGAAUUACAGGUGGUGGCCAGCAGAGAUCUGCAACCCCAGGUCUGUGCCACUGAACAUCCAGGGCCUUAAGCACGACUUGGGAGACUUCCCUGUGUUCUUCUUUGGUUCUCACGACUACUAUUGGGUACACCAGGGCAGAGUGUUCCCUUAUGUCGAAGGAGACAAAAGCUUUGCCGAUGGACAGACUAGUAUCAACAAGACCUUCAAAAAAGCUCUGGAAGAAGCUGCAAAACGUUUCCAAGAACUGAAAGCACAAAGAGAAAGUAAAGAAGCACUAGAGGUUGAAAAAAACUCAAGAAAACCUCCUCCUUACAAACACAUCAAAGCCAACAAAGUAAUUGGGAAGGUGCAGAUCCAGGUUGCGGACCUGUCCGAGAUCCCCCGCUGCGGCUGCAAGCCAGCUGAUGAGAACCCCUGCGGCUUGGACUCCCAGUGCCUGAACCGCAUGCUGCAGUACGAGUGUCACCCGCAGGUGUGCCCGGCUGGGGACCGCUGCCAGAACCAGUGCUUCACAAAGAGGCUGUACCCUGAGUCGGAAAUCUUCAAAACAGAGCGGAGAGGCUGGGGCCUCAGGACCAAAAGGAACAUUAAGAAGGGCGAAUUUGUAAAUGAAUAUGUUGGCGAAUUAAUUGAUGAAGAAGAAUGCAGAUUGCGCAUCAAGCGAGCCCAGGAGAACAGUGUAACUAAUUUUUAUAUGUUAAUCGUUACCAAGGACCGUAUAAUUGAUGCUGGCCCAAAAGGAAAUUACUCUCGCUUUAUGAACCACAGUUGCAAUCCAAAUUGUGAAACACAAAAAUGGACAGUAAAUGGAGAGGUUCGAGUCGGGCUGUUUGCGCUUUGUGAUAUUCCUGCAGGGACGGAGUUAACUUUUAAUUACAACCUGGAUUGUCUGGGCAAUGGCAGAACGGAGUGCCACUGCGGGGCAGAGAACUGCAGCGGCUUUCUUGGAGUGCGGCCAAAGUCGGCAAGUGUGUCAACAACUGAAGAAAGGGCAAAAAAUGCUAAGCUGAAGCAGAAGAGACGGAAAAUCAAAACAGAACCAAAGCAGAUGCAUGAAGAUUACUGUUUUCAGUGUGGAGAUGGUGGAGAGCUGGUCAUGUGUGACAAAAAAGACUGCCCCAAAGCAUACCACCUCCUAUGCCUUAACCUGACUCAGCCGCCGUAUGGAAAGUGGGAAUGCCCGUGGCAUCAGUGCAGUAUGUGCAGCAGUGCAGCUGUUACCUUCUGCGAGUUCUGUCCACAUUCCUUUUGUAAAGAUCACGAAAAGGGAGCUCUGGUUCCCUCUGCACUGGAAGGCCUUCUUUGCUGCUCUGAACAUGACCCCGAGUCUCCUGUGUCACCAGAAUACUGGAGCAAGAUCAAAUGUAAAUUGGAAUCACAAGAUCAUGGAGAAGAAGUAAAAGAAUAAAUGGGUGGUGAUUUCCUUUUUUCCUUUUUAGUUAAACGGGGGUAAAAAGCAAAAAUUAAGUUGAUGCAUUCGCAAGAGGAGAGACCACGGCAGUGCACACAGCCCUCGCCAUCAGUACUGCCUUACUGACUGAGAAUGGGGGCCUGCUCCUGCAGGGAGAAGCGGCUGGUGAUACCUGGCUUUUCUGUUUUGUUUUGCUGGUUUGAGGGUUCUUUUGUGUGCGUGGGUGGUGGAUUCCCUGGGUCCUUUCUUGCCUUUUGUUGUGCUUCAGUGUCUUGCAGCCAGAAAAGGAAGUGUCUUGGCUUUUAAAAUUAGAGCAAGGAGAAAAGUUUGUCAAUGAGAUAAAUGUAAGGUCUAUGAUGCGUUCCUUGGGUGUUAAAAGCAAAAGUCACCAUCAUUCCUUUAUUUAUUUUUAUUUUAAAAAAUUUGAGAAGUGUAGUUCAGAUAGUCUACUCAGUGUGUGUGUGUGUGUGUGUGUGUGUGUGUGUGUGUGUGUGUGUGUGUGUGUGUGUGUAGUAGGAAUUGGAGAAAGCCCUCUAGCAAAGGAGAUGACGAUCUUUAUAUACCUCUUUACUGAAUAGUGGGUAGGCUAACUUCUCUUUCUCUUCAAAAUGUCUCUCAUAGUCUUAGAGAAGCAUUCUAUGGAAGUAUUGAAUCUGGCUUCUUGCAAACGUAAUGCCUCAAUGGAUUUUACCUCUGUGGUCUUUCAACCAGGGGGGCUUUGUGAUACGAUAAGUUUACAUAGAAAGGUAUAAUGUGGUUUUUGGUUUUGUUUUGAAGGAAAAAGAGAAAUGGAGGUACUUACUGAAUUCAGAAUGUUUUCCAUUAACAGUGUGGGUAUUUUUGAUGAAGUGUGUUUGUGUGGACAGGAAUGCAUAGUGUUAGAGUGGUCAUUCCUGUUUCUUGACACAUCGAUAAAGGCAGCUAAAGGAAGAGGAAUGGCACAGACCAAAAAAGUUGGAUCAUAUAAGUAAGCAUCAUUUUCUGUCACACCCUGGUCUGACUUGGAAAGAAUUGAGGACAUUUUAUCUCCUGUCCCUUCUUCCCUCCCCCUAAUCAAACAUUCCCUUUGUCAGUUGACCCCUCAGCCUUGUUUCGUGGUGAAGCUCACAAAUGAAUUUGAAUUGUAUUUGAAUAACUCUUGUUGGUUUAGUUCCUAUGGGGGAGUGCGGAGCAUCCCAAAGUUGUAUGUCGGCAAUUUCUAUUUAGUGUUACACAGUGCUUAACAUCGCCCGCAUGGAAGGAGGGAGGGGAAGCACUUCUACAGGGCAUGUGAGAGCCGCACAAACAUACUUCAUCUUUGGAAGCACUGAGGGGAAGCUUCCUAGAAAGCAGUGUUAGCGAACACGGUUGGCUGUAAUGCUUGGAUCUCAUAAUCCGAGUCUACCAAGAUGUCUGCCCACAAAACUCACUUGCUCUUAAUGCUUAGGAAUAUGUAUAUUCCAGUAUUCCUUGUAUGAAAUAAUUAGUAAUGUCAGACAUUGUUGUAACACUGUACUAAGUAGAAGUCUAGAAUUAGCUUGAAUGAACGUUAACUUGCUCUGUGAAUUUUGACUGCCUACAAUUGCUGGUACCUGGUAGCAUUUAUUUUCCCUCCAGAAGGUACCUAGUGACCUUGCGAAGGGAGGGAGGGUGGAUGCUCCACCACAUUCCUCCGGUUGUGCUACGUGUGUUCCUUUUCCUUAUCAGUCUAGAGCUCUCCUCUGGAAAACAAGAAGAAAAGCUGUUUUGUGCCUCUUUUUUUUGUAUGUAAAUGUGCAAUUAUACUGGAUUUUGUCUUGUAAAAAAAACAAAACAGAACAAAAAACACUACAUUUCCUUCACUUAAGCUCCUAAACUGCCAUUUGCCUGAUUCUGGCUAUUAAUGCUGAGGUAACUUAUUGGGCCUCCAGUAAUUUUAUUGAUUAGAUAUGGUUCCAAAAGAGAGAGCAAAAUGGAAAUGCUAUACAUGUUACCAUGUAUAUGAUUGCUACAGGUAACAUGAAUCAUAUCUCACCAAAACACUAAACUUUGCUCUUGAACAAUUAUACACUUUGAUGUCCUUUUAAAAAAUAAUUUAAGAAAAUCUAGGUUUUAUCAUACUAAAACUUUAUUUUAUAUAUGUAUAUGAUAAAUGUUUGCUUUUUAAAACUUACUAACAUGAAGGAUUUCCUUUAAUAUUGAAAAUGCAACUCUUGGUGAAGCAGUAUCCAACAUGAAAUCUUAUCUCCUUAGUGCUAUUUAAUAUCUGAGACUUUUAUAUGGUAAGCCAGGGUAUAUCCUAUAUACUGCAAACACCUUAGGUUUAAGUAUUUUUAUGCAGUUUCUUCAUUGUGUCACACUUUGUUUGUAUAUCUAUAACAGAGCUCUGCUGAGACUUCUUAAUCUUGCGGGGCGGGAGGGUGUGCUGACUAAUAGGAUCGCUCUGCCAUUUCAGAAACCAGGGUAGAAAAUGAAAUAGCUACCCACAGCUCUGGAGUCUUUGUCCAUGAGUGUUCUUUAACUGUCUAAACGGCAGUGUCGGUCGUGCCAGUGCCAAGGAGCUCUUCUCACACCUCCAUUGGGUCACUGUCAACCUAGUUAAUAUAUUGUAAAGAUGCGGGUCCUAGAAGCAAAAAAAACCAAGUUGUGCUUUUAAGUGUGCAUAGUAUACACGCACUGUGCUUGCCUGGGCUUCACCAGUGAAAUAUUCCAAAAGACGUAUUGCUCACUCGCAGCCAGAGGUUGGCAUUUGUUAACUUUUAACAAACUAUAGAAAUGUUCCCUGAAAGUAUAGUCUUGUUAACUUUUAAAUCUGUAUGUGGUCAGAGCAUAAAUUGUUGGUUUUUUAUUCUUGUCCAAAAAUGAAAUAACUUAAAACAGCAUGAGAUAAUGGUAUUUUUUAACCUCGUGUUGAUUGUUUAGAGGAAGAAGUGAAUAUAAGAUUUUAGAUAAUCAGAAGUGUCAGAAGUUGGAUGGGUAAUAACUAAAGGUGGAAUCCGGGGGAAGGAUUCAGGUGCUGCUGAGUCUAGGGAAGGGCUGGUCCCGGCCGCAGUUGGGAAUCAGGAGCGCUGCCCACAGCCCGCUGAGGAGGCCAGGAACCCUUCAUUCCUGGAAGGCUGAAGCAGCUAGAGGAUGUGAUUCACUUUUUAAAUAUUUAAUCAGGGCUAGAAUUAGGAGUAAGUUGGGGUUUAUUUUCAUUCUCGUUUUAACAGGUUCCCACUCUAUCUUAAUUCUCAAAAAUAGUCUGGCCUAAGUUAUGGAAUGGGCUGAUCUUUAGAAUCAUUGAAAUUUGGAUAUUUCUUUGUGUUCAUGUCAGGAACAUAUCUCAACUAAGUAAUAAUAAUGAUAAUAAUAAUAAUAAUGAUAAUAAUAGGGGCAAGUAAGGCUGCUCCCAGUUCCCUUCUGUCGCUUCCAAAUAUUUGGAAACAUGCCUGUAAAUAAUGUUGUGAACUUCUGAGAUAAUCAUGUAAAGGACUGCUAGACAGGUCAGGCUCUUGGACAACUUCCUCUCCCAGUUCAUGCAGUGGGGGUUCCUUUCUGAGCAGCUCGUUGCAUGGUGUGUGUUCCAGUCAAGAUCAAGCCCAGAUCUGCAGUCGGGAAACAGGCAGCGAGGCCAGUUAUACAGAAUGUAAUCUCUGGACUACCCAGCAUUUGUUGCUUGUCUUUCAUUUCAUUUUAAAAUAAAAGCUCUUCCUCUAGCUUUCACCUUAAAGUCAAGGUACUGCUACUUGCCAUGUCCCAACAGGGUAAGAAAACAAGGGACCUUGUUGGGGUCCUUGCAGCUUGGGAAGCUUGCGUUUGAUGUACUUGUACAUGAGGUACGACGACACUAGGAAGUUGCUUAAUGGGCAGUGCAAAUUAGUUCUUGCAUUACUGCAUCUAGCCAUCCCGAGUUGUCCAAGUUGCAGCAGACAUGAAGUGAUCGUUUGGAAUAAUUUCCUUUGGCCUAGAGCCACGUAGAAUUGGUCUCUGGUUAUUUGUAAACAAAGAGAACUUGCUUCCAUUUUAAGAUAAGCUAGGGAAAAGAUAUAAUUAGACAGCUUUGUCAUGUAUUAACAAAUAUUGAAAAGUUGGAAAUUUGUAUAUACUGAAAUCUACCAACUUUUUUUCUGGGGUGGGGCACAGGGGGAAAAGAGGGUUAUAUUAGGGUAAGGGUGGGGAAUGAUAAUGUUUACCACAGGUACGAAGUAGUCACUUUAACAUUGAGACCUCUGCCUCAUUGAAUUCAGGUUUUUUAAGUACUUGAAAUUCUUCAGAUUCUCCUUAUUUUAACAGUUAUUUUAAAAUUUAUGAAGUAGAAGCAUUGUUUUGUAUACUGUUUUGAAAAUAAAUAGCUUAGUCUCCUAUCCUCUUUCACUUGGGUUAAAGGUGAAGUUCUGCAAAUGGGAGAGCAUGUUCACAGUAGAAUCUCAGAUUUAAUGUACACAUUUGAGGGAGAGACUCUUGCAUGGGAUACCAGCAGCAUUUUUAUGAAUAUUUUUUAUGUAUGUUCUUUAUUUUGUCAGCCCAAGCACCUCUUCUUUCCUUUUAAUAUAUGCCUGUACAGGAAAACACAGAAAUUUGCACUUAUGUUACACUCCUGAAAUGCUGGGUGUAACCUGUGUGUUUCAAAAACCAUUUCCAUUUUUUUUCAUUGGUCCAUUGCUUAAGUGUCAAGUUCAGGUGCUUGUGGCACAUAUGUGUGAAAGGGAAGGAGAAGAGAAUUACCUGUCCUUUGGUAGCCUCUGAGAGUCAUUAACGUGCAAAUAAAAGGGAAAAGGGUGAAUAGUUGCCAAAGUCAUUUACUUGGUCCUUAGUUCUCUUAUGUGACAUUCCUGUGUCUGCAUAUUGACAAGAAAGCAGCCUCAGGUCCCAGUGCUCCCCUUUCUGCCGGCCACAGACUCCUGAUGUGUGGGAAUGGCUCUCAUUAUCCCUCACAUUACCUAGAUUAGGUAUUUGUAAGGUGUUCUUGUCAGUUUGGAAGUGGACUGGAUAAAAUUUACCUUUACUUUGUUGUCAUUUAUAUCGCUCCUUAUGACAUUUGUGCUGUCACAUGCCCUAUGUUAAAAAAGAAAAUCAUUAUUGCCACCAACAACCAAGAUGCUAAAUGAUGAGUACAUCUGGGUAAUAAUAAGAUUCUUUUUAUAUACAAGGGUGUGUGCAUAAUUGGUAUUGAUAUGAGAAAUUCAUUUGUACCCACUUGUGAUAAUUGCACAAUAAACACAGAUACCUACA
This is a messenger RNA of Artibeus jamaicensis (Jamaican fruit-eating bat), 10402 nucleotides long. RefSeq names its product nuclear receptor binding SET domain protein 3 (gene NSD3). Gene Ontology annotation, molecular function: histone H3K36 methyltransferase activity. Gene Ontology annotation, biological process: regulation of DNA-templated transcription. The transcript is spliced from 24 exons. Gene Ontology annotation, cellular component: chromatin; nucleus. NCBI's taxonomy places the organism in Eukaryota, Metazoa, Chordata, Mammalia, Chiroptera, Phyllostomidae. The coding region runs from base 884 to 5227 and encodes 1447 amino acids. The record is from RefSeq and is a predicted model, not a curated record.